GAGAGAGAGAGAGAGAUAGAGAGAGAGAGAGAGUGUGAGAGAGAGAGAGAGAGAUAGCCUAGGACAGAGAUGCAAGCCCACAUAGAGAGAGGAGAUAGAGUGAGGGGGAGAGAGAGGGCUUUUAAGGGAUUUGGCUGUGUAGAAUGUCACUGUCGUAAUGCUUUUUUCUCCUUCUCCUCUCCGAUUCUGUCAUGAUGCCCUAAAGCCUCGAAGGUCUGCCUUGUUUUAUCUUCAUCUUUUUUUUAUCAAUCAAACACCUUUUUUUCUCGCAGCAUCAUCAUCAUUAUUUUGGAAUGCUCUAAUUUGUUUUGAGUGACAACAACGCUGCACUUCUGACAUGAUAGAGGAUUUACUUUUUCAGAGGAGAGGACAGUGUUGCCUCUAAAUAUCGUCAGACAUCAUCGGACCACGGUGGUUAGUAGCCCUUCUAUGACUUGGCUGUGAUGGAUACAAUCAAGACCGGUCAAUGAGGAAUGGACAGGGCUGGCAGGUAGAGGCAGAAGCCUGCUGUGAUUGGUUCCUUCGGCGGUCAUCGCCAUGACGCCACAGGAACUCUACUCGUCCCCGGCGCGGUGCCGGCGUCUCGCCGCCGCGCCGGCGCUGGGCUCCCCCACCGGAGCGGCCCCUCCGCUCCUCUUCUGGCUGCUGCUGCUGGCGGGCCUGGCCGGGGUCCCACGGGCCCAGAAGGGCACCCAGCCCCACUCCAUCAAGAUCGAGGGGGACAUCACCCUGGGGGGGCUGUUCCCCGUCCACUCCCGGGGCCCCGCGGGGGUGGCCUGUGGGGAGAUCAAGAAGGAGAAGGGCAUCCACCGCAUGGAGGCCAUGCUGUACGCCCUGGACCAGAUCAACAGCGACCCCGACCUGCUGCCCAACAUCACGCUGGGGGCGCGCAUCCUCGACACCUGCGCCCGCGACACCUACGCCCUGGAGCAGUCUCUCACCUUCGUGCAGGCGCUCAUCCAGAAGGACAACUCGGACGUGCGCUGCUCCAACGGCGAGCCGCCCAUCAUCCCCGAGCCGGAGCGGGUGGUCGGUGUGAUCGGAGCAUCUGGCAGCUCCGUGUCUAUUAUGGUGGCCAACGUCCUGCGGCUCUUCGCGAUCCCCCAGAUCAGCUACGCGUCCACCGCCCCGGAGCUCAGCGACAACAGCCGCUACGAGUUCUUCUCAAGGGUAGUCCCCCCGGACUCCUACCAGGCCCAGGCCAUGGUGGACAUCGUCAAGGCCAUGGGCUGGAACUACGUUUCCACCCUGGCCUCCGAGGGCAACUACGGAGAGAGCGGCGUCGAGGCCUUUGUCCAGAUAUCCAGAGAAACGGGGGGGCUAUGCAUUGCCCAGUCGAUAAAAAUCCCCAGAGAGCCCAAACUUGGGGAAUUUGAUAAACUUAUCAAUAGGCUCAUGGAGACGUCAAACGCACGUGGAGUGAUUAUCUUCGCUAACGAGGACGACAUCAAGCGGGUGUUGGAGGCGUCCAAAAAGGCAAACCUCACGGGUCACUUUGUGUUCGUGGGCUCGGACAGCUGGGGGGCCAAGAGCUCCCCGAUCCAGGACCUGGAGGACGUGGCGGAGGGGGCGGUCACCAUCCUGCCCAAGAGAGCCUCCAUCGAUGGCUUCGACCAGUACUUCAUCUCAAGAUCUCUGGAGAACAACAGAAGAAACAUCUGGUUUGCAGAGUUCUGGGAGGAUGACUUCAAAUGCAAACUGACCCGGCCUGGAGUCAAGUACGACUCUAGUCGGAGGAAAUGUACAGGUGAGGAGAGGAUCAGCAGGGAGUCCUCUUACGAGCAGGAAGGCAAGGUGCAGUUUGUGAUCGACGCUGUGUACGCCAUGGCCCACGCCAUACACAGCAUGCACAUCGAUCUGUGUCCUGGCUACAUGGGUAUCUGCGACAAGAUGGACCCCGUGGAGGGACGCAUGCUCCUCCAGUACAUCCGCUCGGUCAAUUUCAACGGCAGUGCUGGCACCGGGGUGAUGUUCAAUGAGAACGGAGACGCCCCGGGACGCUACGACAUCUUCCAGUACCAGAUCUCCAACGUGACCAACCCGGGCUACCGGGUCAUCGGCCAAUGGACCAACCACCUACGACUCAAUGAGGACGAGAUGCAGUGGAACGGCGGAGACGUGCGGAUCCCCGACUCGGUGUGCAGCUUCCCGUGCGAGCCCGGCGAGAGGAAGAAGAUGGUGAAGGGCGUGCCGUGCUGUUGGCACUGCGAGCUGUGCGACGGCUACCAGUACCAGCUGGACGAAUUCAACUGCGACACCUGCCCCAUGGACAUGAGGCCCCUGGUCAACCGCACGGGCUGCCGGCCCACGCCCAUCAUCAAGCUGGAGUGGAGCUCGCCGUGGGCCAUCAUCCCCGUCUUCCUCGCCAUCCUGGGCAUCCUGGCCACGUCCGGGUGCAUCUGCACCUUCAUCCGCUUCAACGACACGCCCAUCGUGCGCGCGUCCGGCCGCGAGCUCAGCUACGUCCUGCUCACCGGCAUCUUCCUCAUCUACCUCAUCACCUUCCUGAUGAUCGCCGAGCCCAGCUCUGGGGUGUGCGCCUCUCGCAGGAUGCUGCUGGGCCUCGGCAUGUGCAUCAGCUACUCGGCCAUGCUCACCAAGACCAACCGCAUCUACCGGAUCUUCGAGCAGGGCAAGGUCGCCGUCUCCCCGCCCAAGUUCAUCAGCCCCGGGUCCCAGCUCGUCAUCACCUUCAUCCUCAUCUCCGUGCAGGUCCUGGCCGUGUUCAUCUGGUUUGGCGUGGACCCCCCCCACACCAUCAUCGACUACGAGGAGCAGAAGCCCCCCAACCCAGAGUUCGCCCGUGGGGUGCUCAAGUGUGACAUGUCGGACCUGUCCCUCAUCCUGUGCCUCAGCUGGAGUAUCGUGCUGAUGAUCACGUGCACGGUGUACGCCAUCAAGAGCCGCGGCGUGCCAGAGACUUUCAACGAGGCCAAGCCCAUCGGCUUCACCAUGUACACCACCUGCAUCGUCUGGCUGGCCUUCGUGCCCAUCUUCUUCGGAACAGCGCAGUCGACUGAAAAGAUGUUCAUCCAGACCACCACGCUGACGGUAUCCAUGAGCCUCAGCGCCACCGUGUCCCUGGGCAUGCUCUACAUCCCCAAGGUCUACGUCAUCAUCUUCCACCCGGAGCAGAACGUGCAGAAGCGCAAACGCAGCCUGAAGGCCGUGGUGCAGGCGGUCACCGUGUCCAGCAUCAAGGAGAAGGAGAAAACCAACGGCGCCAAGAUGGUGCCCGACCGGUCGCAGUGAGACAUGCUGGGCGGCGGCUGCCUGUCACUCAACCGUUCUUAUCGUGCUCACCCCCUCUCCCCCCCCCCCUAGCCCUAAACCCGCACCUCUCCCCAUUUUCAUUCCAAACACAAAACUUUUGAAGGUUACAGAAGAUGGAAUAGAGGAGCACACUUAAAACGAGUUUUGGGGCCUAAUGGCCCUCGGGGUUGUUUCUCUUUCCUGCUUAAGAGAAACUCACCUUGAAUAUCUAUAGAACCGUGCAUCAAGGGUACGAUGAAACGCUGGGGCACAACGUAGGCCUAGUGCUGAGGCUUACUGCGUUAACUGGAAUUUAUCUUGGAAUGGAAGUGGGCCUAUCGAAUAAUGACAAAUUGCCCGGAACAAACACUUCCCUAGCGAAUGGAUUACAAGGAACCCAACAGACUAUAAGGACAGUGAGCACCUUGAUCCACAAAGGGCGUUUCUUUUUUCCAUCAAUGAUGUUGAUAACCCUUCCCCCCUCCCCCCUUUAGGCAAAUGUGUUUACAAGUCCCAACACUGCAUGGAUUGUGUGCUAGUGUGUUGUAGGUUAUGUGUUGACCUUUUCUACUCCAGCGGUAGGGACCAGGAAUGCACCUCCCUCUUGCCCUGUAUUCAUUAUUAAUAAUUAAGGUCCAUUGGAAAGAUUGUAAUACUCGCUGAAGAACUAUCAUUUACACUCACUCUGUCACUGAUUAAUCACUGGUAUUUCUAAUUGAUUUUAACGUUAUAUAUGACAAAUAUUUAAUAACCCGAUGGUACUAGUGCAAGCAAUAGGCCUAAAUCAAGCAAUUUUACAGGUUUAUCAUGCUUUGGUGGGGGUGUAGAAAACUGUUUUUCUGAUGUUAUGUUUAUAUAGGCCUAUAAAAAACGUUUAGAAGGUAGGAUACCUACUCUUGUGGCAUCAGUUUUUCUAUAUACUCCCGAUAAAUUUAGUUUUCACCACUUAGCUUGUUUAAAGAAUUCACAGUUUCUUCAGGAAAUAUGGACUCACAUGUAUUUGUACAAUAGAGGGCAUCCGUCUAUUAAACAUAUAAUUGCCAAUUAUUUGCAGUGAACUUUUUUACUUCAACAUAAUGUUAGACUCGGGUUAUACAAAAAUUGGUAUUUGUUUUAUCUUUCAUCUUGUAACCAUGGACGACCAACACAUUAUUUCAGAAC
Messenger RNA from Gadus morhua (Atlantic cod), 4413 nucleotides. It is a transcript of the gene grm6b, whose product is annotated as glutamate receptor, metabotropic 6b. The transcript has 11 exons. Gene Ontology annotation, cellular component: membrane. Gene Ontology annotation, molecular function: G protein-coupled receptor activity. Gene Ontology annotation, biological process: G protein-coupled receptor signaling pathway. The record is from RefSeq and is a predicted model, not a curated record. Bases 538 to 3252 code for a protein of 904 amino acids. Lineage: Eukaryota; Metazoa; Chordata; Actinopteri; Gadiformes; Gadidae.